UUGGCAAUCUUCGUUCUUCAGAAAAGUUCCCACGAACCAACCCAACCCAAUCAACAAUCAACCUCAGCACAAACUGCAUGAAACGAAACCCAUCAAGUCCAAGUCCAAGUCAAAGCCAAGCAAAGUCAAAACUGGAUCCGAGAAAGCUCACAAAUCGAAAUCAGCCAAAGCAAAAACUGCUUCACAAAAACUCAAGAGUCUUUUUUUCAAGUCUACUAACUUUAAGUCUACUACUUUCUUUCAUAUAAGAUGCGCGGCUCUUCAUUUAUUGCAGUGGACUUAUCCAAUGGCGGCACAUUGGCAGCAUUGGAAUCUCUGGAGCGCAUGACCAAGCGCAUGUCCAAGAUUCGUUCCGCCUUUGUAUUUACAUCGCGUGCUGGCGUGGGCAUUCACCCCAAGAUUGGCACUGGAGGACUUCAAGCCAUCUUUUCUAUUCUGGCCAAGAUGCCCAAUCUCAAGGAAGUCAAGAUCGACCUGAAUCGUCCUCAUCACUACUGUGGCAAUGGAGACUUGACCAUCAAGGCAUUGACCAACUUGUUGGCCAACACAUCAGGAUCUCCAAGUCGAUUGCAGUCCGUGCAAUUCCAUCAGUUGGAUCUCUACUCGGAUGCAUCUGCUUCUCAUACCAGUAGUGCUUGUACGAACAAGUCAGUGUUGAGUGCCAACUGUCAGUCGGCAGCUCAAGACUGGAAGGAUUUCGCAGCGCAACUGCCCAAGCACAAGCAUUGGAGAGGAAUUGAAGUGGUCAACUGCACAGGUGCCGGGAUUGGGGCCCUCAUGACUGUACUCUCCAAGCAUUCCAAAAGCCUCAAGUCUGUCAAGGUCGUUGGGACACCCAUGCCCAAUGCCGUGCUCUCCCGGUUCACUGCGCGCCCCCAAUUGGUCUCUUUGCAACUCGAAGAUUUGCCAGACAUUACCGAUUGUCAAGUCGCACAAUUGGCCAUGAAUCUGGAACAUCCCCACUGUCUCCUCAAGGAACUUCAUGUUCGCUCGUCUCUUCUCACCGAAGCUGCGGGAGAUGCUCUCACGGACAUGUUGUGGGCCAACAAGAGUCUCAAAAAGUUGUGUCUUCAUUUGGACUGUGAAACACUGGCGUCCGGUAUUGCACAUUGUCUCAUAGUCAACACCACCUUGCAAGAAGUUGACUUGCGGUGUUAUGGCGAUGACGAAGCCGUCACACUCAGUGUCAAGCACGUGGCAGAGGCACUUCAACAGAACCAAUCCCUCCGUCGUCUACGACUUUGCCUGGAAAUUGAGUUUUGCGACUUUGAACAGGACAUCGUUGACGCAUUUGCACAUGCACUCAAAUACAACCGCACUCUCACAGAAUUGGUGUUGGAUGAUGGCAUUGCCAAGCAUCCACUUCCACAAGAUCUCAAGUUCCAGAUCCAGUUGAAUCUGACGGGAUACUCACAGUUGAUUGCAUCCAAUAACCAAGCUACAUCGACAAACCAAUGGAUUGAUGCAUUGGCUACACCAGACAAUGAUCUCAACACACUGUACACGAUUCUCCGCAACUCUCCCACUCUGUUUGCACCUCCCGUUCCCGAGGACCUUGCCUCUUCUCCCAGUACAACAACCAAAACGGUACUCGUGGAUACCUCCUCCAUGAUGAGUGACGACAUGUCGUCGUCCUCCUCUUCUUCCAAACUACGAUUCCGUCUUCCCUUUCGCUCUCGAUCCAAUGACAGCAUGCCUGCCUUGAAAGAAUUGGCCUCUUCCAAUAGCAGCAGCAGCAACAGCAGCAAGAAAUCUUCUACCGGUAGUGGCAGCAGUGGCAAGUCGUUGCGACGCAAAAUGAUGAAGAUCCUCACUCCGGCGGCUUAAAUGACUUGAAGCAAAAUGCCAGCCAACGAUCGAGUCAACUGUGUGGCUCUUUGUGUCUUUUGUCUAUUUCCAUUUUGCUUGCUCCUAUAGAUGUAUACCGCUUUUUAAUUUUUGAAAACCGAUUCAUCUUU
Seminavis robusta is the source of this 1958-nucleotide messenger RNA. Lineage: Eukaryota; Bacillariophyta; Bacillariophyceae; Naviculales; Naviculaceae. The record is from the annotation of a GenBank genome assembly.